GUUCUUAAUUCAGUUCUGCGCCAUACGGCAAUGGCAUGCGACGUUCGAUUUGUCGAUGUUCCCUAUUCUAAAGUAACGUCAAAACUUCUCACCAGUGUAAUUGUGAAAAAAGUGUUCAAAGAAUUACAUUUAUUUGAAGAAAAAAAAAAGUUCUUAAAUAGAAAUUUUCAACAUUAAAUUCCAAUAAUCCUGGAGACGAUCAUCCAGGAUCUUAAAAGUGCACCAAUAUGGCGUCAACUGAUCUAUCGUCAGGUUCGAUACCAGCAUUCUAUCGAGAGGUUCACCAAAAAAUCUGUUCGCCAACAAGUGGAAAUGUUGAGAAGGAAGUGUUUAAAUCGCUUCUUGUCAAAUCGCAAUUAAGCAGCUCGAUUCUUAGUCAGAUUUGGGAACUGGUUGACAGCAAAACUGGAUAUUUGACACGAAGUGGAUUGUACAAAGGUCUGGCUUUAGUUGGAUUUGCUCAACAAGGAAAACAACCAAGCGAUAAACUUUUGGAAAAUACCGAAGCGCAAGAAUUACCUGUGCCAACCCUGGGCGAUUUGUCCGAAGUGACUCUUUUGGCCCAACGAUUACACAGAGGAUACAAUCCAUCGAAACUAAACCUCACAUACACUGAUAUUUGUAAUAUAGACACAAUAGAAGUUAACCUGGUACCAGAGAAGAAAGGAAUAUUUCUAAAACACGUGGAAUAUCAAGUGAUAAGCAAGAGAUUCAAUUCCAUGGUCUAUAGGAGAUACAACGACUUCGUCUCUUUACACGAACUACUUUUGACCAGAUUUCCCUACCGAUUAAUACCAAAACUGCCUCCAAAGAAAAUCGUCGGUGCUGAUUCUCAAUUUUUGGAAGAACGAAGAAGAUCGCUAUUGAGAUUUCUCACUUUGAUUGCACGACAUCCAGUUGUGAAUAAGGAUCCAAUUGUACAAUUUUUUUUCACCUACACUGGCGAGGAGACGCAACAUAAAAUUCGAGAAGUCUUUCGAAGAGUACCUGAUGAAUUUGCCACAUCGGAAUUAUCGUCAAGAGCAAAAGAACUCGUUCCACCUGAGGCACUCACUGAAUUCGCCAAUAGCAGGGAUCAAAUACGUGUGAUACUCUUGGGAAUAUCGAGAUUAAAAACCAUCGCCGACUGUUUAGCUAUUAGAUCGCAUAGUUAUGCUGUCGACAUGGUGGAAAUGGGAACGCAAUUAAAUAAUUUAGCUUCGCAAUCUCAUGAGACGAGUUCAUGGUCCACGGGCGGUUUGACAAUUUGGGAGGAUAUGAAGAAAGGUUUCCACACAAUAUCAAAAGAAAUUAAUUUACUGUCGACGAGAGCAUUACAACAAGCGGUGAGAGAAGAAACUGUCGUAUGCGAGCGUUUGAAUGUAUUAUUGGACAUUCUUAUAGCUCAUAGAAGUUUAUGUGAAAGACAUGAGAGAGGAGUUAGUGCCGAUCAUCAACGAGCAUUAUCGACGAUGUUAUCUUUGAAGAAACGACAAAUGCAGGGAGUCAUUCGGGGAACUGACGCCGACACUGUAGAAUAUUUAGAAAAUAAAAUGGUGGCUCAAGAAUCAGUAAUAGCCAAUGUUGAAUUAAGAAAUUUAUUCUCCCUACACUGUCUUCAUAUGGAAACACAAUUGGUUCAUGCACAUUUGGAAAUUCUCGCAACCGUUUUACAAAGUCUCGUGAGCGUUCAAAUUCGAGGGCACUCGGAGUUGGCGGAAGUCUGGAAAUCUAUAGAGCCUACAAUAACAAAAUGUUUGCCAGAGAAAUCGACAGAUGGUUCAAAUGGAUUCUCAUAGCAAAACAGAAAAUUAUGUUCAUGCGGAUUAAAGCGAAAUUUCGAACGAUUUAUGCGAGGAGAGAAUGAAGACUAUGUUAUGAAAAGCUUUCAUCAUACGUUGUUUUGAAAAUUAUUGAAAAAGGAGGAUAUUGAACUCGAUAUAUUAAAAUUAGUUAAUUGCGUUUCAAAAAAAAUGUAAUAUAUAGAGAAUUAUUGUUAUUAGUGCAAUAUAAAUUUUAUACUAUUCAUACUCAAGAAAACAUUCCUUCUUUGUACUUAAAUACAAUUUAUUUGUUAAAUUUGUAAAUGUUUUAUUAUAAAUAUCGCGACACUUGUAGAAAUUUUUUUUUUAGAUAUGUACAUAUCUAUGCAUUUAUAUAGAUAUAUAAAACGA
Leptopilina heterotoma is the source of this 2153-nucleotide messenger RNA. Its product is annotated as sorting nexin-8-like. The record is from RefSeq and is a predicted model, not a curated record. NCBI's taxonomy places the organism in Eukaryota, Metazoa, Arthropoda, Insecta, Hymenoptera, Figitidae. Bases 228 to 1778 code for a protein of 516 amino acids. Gene Ontology annotation, biological process: retrograde transport, endosome to Golgi. The transcript is spliced from 9 exons. Gene Ontology annotation, molecular function: phosphatidylinositol binding; protein binding.